GUUGAUGUUUGAACUUUGAUGUUUUGAUAAUUUGUAAAUCAUAUUUCGUUUUGAUUUUAGCUCAAAAUUAAUUAGGUAAUUAGUUAUUACGUCAAUUUUAUAAUAAUAAGAAAUAACCAUGUGAAAUCAAGCUAUCGAAGUACAGAGUUCACUGUAGAUAACACGUUGUCACAGCAGAGAUGGAAAGCAUUACGAACUUCUCAGUUUCACUAAUCAAAGGAUUUAUAGAUAGUUUGCGUGGUGUAACAGUCUUGUUAUAUUUAGAUAAAGAAAUUAAUGAACGAGCCCUAAGUCGUUCUCCUCAACUGGAAUAUGACGGUGCCAAACAUAAAUUAAAGCAGCCUAAAAUAAAACAAGAGUCAAAAGUACUUACAAGAGUAUUACAGUCUUGUAUUUUAAAUGGGUUUAUAUUUUUACUAAGUAUACUUGUGUUUGAAUAUGCAUUACUACCAGGAGUUAAGUACUUAGUAAUAGCUAUAUUUGGACAUAAUCCGGGAGUAGCAUACAGUGUAUGGUCAUGGAUACAACCAUUCUUAUCUAUGACGUUCAGGAUGAUAUGGGUGUUGCCACUGUUCCUUUUGAGCAAACUGGUUAACAGCCUGUGGUUUCAAGAUAUAGCAGACUCUGCAUAUAGACACAGACGAGGCAGGCCUCAAUUCAUGUCUAGUGUCAGCAAAAUCAUUGCUGACUCACUGUUUAGUUUAUUGGUGCAAGCCUUAUUCUUAGUUCAGAGUAUGCUAGUCAGUAUGUUACCUAUAACAUAUGUUGGUGAACUAUUAUGCCUUAUUCACAUGUGUCUACUGUACUCGCUCUAUUCCUUUGAGUACAAAUGGUUCAACAUGGGCUGGGAAUUACACAAACGGCUGACAUUUAUUGAAACCAAUUGGCCUUACUUUCUUGGGUUUGGUCUGCCAUUGGCUGUAUUGACACAGAUUCCACAGUCAUAUAUUAUUAGUGGUUGUGUGUUUUCAAUAUUUUUCCCCGUUUUCAUUUUAAGUGGCAAUGAAGCGUCUCCAGUCACUGGAAGUGAAUAUCCCCUUCGUUUAUUCUCUCCCGUAGUUGCUAUCUCAAAUGGAAUGUUCCGUUUCGUCCAACACAGCGCUGACGUCAUGGACAAAACGAGAUGAUAGAUAUUGCUGUUCUACUGCUUUAUAGGGCUUAUUUUUCUAUUGGCACACACACCCGAGUACACGAGUUUUCAAAACUGACUUAAAUGAGUCUUUAUUCUCGUAUCGUAAAAUUGAAUUACG
Pieris napi is the source of this 1250-nucleotide messenger RNA. It is a transcript of the gene tank, whose product is annotated as etoposide-induced protein 2.4 homolog. Gene Ontology annotation, cellular component: endoplasmic reticulum. Bases 180 to 1127 code for a protein of 315 amino acids. The transcript has 7 exons. The record is from RefSeq and is a predicted model, not a curated record. Gene Ontology annotation, biological process: macroautophagy. Lineage: Eukaryota; Metazoa; Arthropoda; Insecta; Lepidoptera; Pieridae.